AUGACAACAAAAACGGAUUCAAAAGUAAAAAAUAAUCUUAAUAAUGGAAAGAAAAAUGAUUUAUCUACCGCUUUAGAUAUGAAUAAUGUUUUUUUAGAUGAAGAUGAAGAAGAUAAAGGAUUUUUAUAUGAACCAUCAAUAUUUGGUAAAAUAUUAAACUAUCUUUUAUGUAAUCCAAGUGCAAAUAUGCCACAAAGAGUUUCAGCUAAGCCAGUUUCUUUAUUUGGUCUUUUUCGUUAUGCUAGUAAAUUUGAUAUAAUAUUAUUAGUUAUUGGAUUUAUUACAACAAUUUUAUCUGGGUUAGCUCAACCUGUUUUAUCAAUUAUUUCUGGUAGAAUUACUAAUGCUCUUUUAUUGUAUCCUCCUACAAGUUGGACAUUUCGUAUUAAAGCAUAUGAAAAUGUAUAUAUCUUCUUAGGUAUUGGAGUUUUUACACUUUUUAUUAAUUUUGUUCAAUUUAUGGCAUUUUCAACUGUUUGUAAUAGAAUUGUAGCAAAAAUUCGUAAAGAAUAUCUCAAAAGUAUACUUCGACAAAAUGCAGGAUGGUUUGAUAGAACACAAGCUGGUAUAUUAACAACAAGAUUAAAUGAUAAUGUUGAUCGUAUACGUGAAGGUUUAGGUGACAAAUUAGGUUUACUUUUAAGAGGAGCAUGGAUGUAUAUUUCAGCAGUUGUUAUUGCUUUUUCAUAUGAAUGGAGAACAACUCUUAUGAUGUUAGGUGUAGCACCAGCAACAUGUAUUUGUAUGGCAUUAAUGUCUCAAUUAAUUGGAAAUUCAACAAUGAAUGAACUUAUGAAUGUUGGAAUGGCAGGAGCAGUUGCAGAAGAAACUAUUUUAGCAGUUAGAACUGUACAAUCAUUUAAUGGGCAAGAAGAAAGAAUAGAAAAAUAUAAAAAAGCAUUAUUAGGAGCUGUUAAAUAUAAUAUACUUAAUGGUUUAUGGAGUGGUUUAUUUGGUGGAUUAUUUUUUUUAAUUCUUAUUACUUAUUUAGGAUGUGGUAUGUGUUAUGGUGGUUAUCUUUUAAGUGUUGGAAUUUAUGGAACACCAGGUGAUGUUUUUAUUGUUGUUAUGUCUAUGCUUCUUGGUGCAUAUUUUCUUGGUUUAAUAUCUCCACAUUUAAUGGUUUUAUUAAAUGCUCGUGUUGCUGCAGCAGAUCUUUAUAAUACAAUUAAUAGAGUACCACCAAUUGAUUGUUAUAGUGAUAAAGGAAAAAUUUUAGAAAAUGUUAAAGGAAAAGUAGAAUUUAAAAAUGUUCAUUUUAGAUAUCCAACAAGAAAAGAACAAAAAAUUUUGCAUGGAAUUAAUUUUACUGUUAGUCCAGGACAAACUGUUGCAUUAGUUGGGCAUAGUGGAUGUGGUAAAUCAACAAGUGUUGGAUUACUUACACGUUUAUAUGAACCAGAAGAAGGAUCUGUAACAAUUGAUGGUGUUGAUGUACGUGAUUUAAAUAUUAAUUGGUUAAGAAAUAUUGUUGGUAUUGUACAACAAGAACCAAUUCUUUUUAGUGAUACUUUAGCUGAAAAUUUAAGAAUGGGUAAUUCUAAUAUUACACAUGAAGAAAUGAUUAAAGUAUGUAAAAUGGCUAAUGCUCAUGAAUUUAUUGAAAAUUUACCAAAUAAAUAUGAAACACUUAUUGGAGAGGGUGGUGUUCAAUUAUCUGGUGGACAAAAACAAAGAAUUGCUAUUGCUAGAACAUUAGCAAGAGAUCCAAAAAUAUUAUUACUUGAUGAAGCUACUAGUGCUUUAGAUACACAAUCAGAAUCAAUUGUACAAUCUGCAUUAAAUAAUGCUGCUAAAGGAAGAAGUACAAUUGUAAUUGCUCAUAGAUUAUCAACUAUUAAAACAGCUGAUAAAAUUAUUGUAUUUGAUAAAGGAAAUAUUAUUGAACAAGGAAGUCAUGAUGAAUUAGUAAAAUUAGAUGGAAAAUAUGCUCAAUUAGUAAAAGCACAACAAUUUACAAAUGAAGAAGAUAACGAUAAUAAAAGUAUAAAUGAUGAUAUAUCAUAUACUCAUAGAGCAGAACCUAUUACAUACAAUUAUAAAGAUUCUGAAAGAUCAAGUAUUUCAUCAUAUCGAUCAAGUAUUAGAAGUGGUAGAGAUGCAUUUAUACGUGCUGAUGAAAAUAAUCAAAGUUUUAGAAUACAAAAUUCUUUAAUAUUUGAUAUGGUUGCAACUGAUCCUCAAUAUGCUUUAAAUGCUAUUAAUGAACUUGAAGAACUUGAUGAUACACAAAAAGAUAAUUCAGCUAAUAUAUUAACAGUAUAUAAAAAUGCUGAUGGUUAUUAUGGUUUAUUAAUAAUUGGUUUAGGUAUUGCUAUUAUUCGUGGAAUGGAACUUCCUGCAUUAGGAUUAUUAUUUACACAUGUUUUUAGAUUAUUUCAAGGAAAUUAUGAUGGUUAUAUGGUUGGUCAAUUAGCAAUAACAAUUGCUUAUUUUGCAGCAGUUGGUUGUGGUACUUUUAUAUCACAAUUAUUAUCAUCUGUUAUAUAUGCAUAUACUUCAGGAUAUUUAACAUUAAAAUAUCGUGUUAUGGCAUUUAGUAAUAUUCUUUAUCAAGAUGCUAGUUUUUUUGAUAAAAAAGUAAAUUCACCAGGUGAAUUAAUUACUCGUUUAGCAGCUGAUGUACCAAACAUUCGUGCUGUACUUGAUGGUAGAAUGUUACAAAUUUUAUAUGGUAUUACAUCUAUAAUUACAUGUAUAAUUCUUUCAUAUAUAUAUUCAUGGCAAGUAUCAACACUUGGUACAGGUUUAAUUAUAAUUCUUGGUGCAUCACAAAUAAUACUUUCAUUACUUAUUCAAAAAAAGACAAGAGAGUUAAUGAUUCAUGAUGAAGCUGGUAAAAUUUCAAUUGAAGCAAUCGAAAAUGUUAAAACAGUUCAAUUAUUAACAAGAUCUGAACAUUUUUGUAAUAUAUAUAAUAAAGCUGUUGUUUUAAAGAAAGCUAAUGAAUUCCAACGUUCUAAAUUAGAAGCAAUAAAUUUUGCUUUAUCACAAUCAUUUCAAUAUUUUAUUCUUACUGUUGUUUAUGCAAUUGGUAUUCAUGUUAUAUAUUUAGGCCACAAAGCACCACAAGAUGUUUUUCAAGGUGUUAUAUUUAUGCUUCUUGGUUCUGUUGCUGUUAUGAAUGCUGCUUCAUAUUUUCCAGAAAUUGUAAAAGCAAAUACAUCUGCAAAAACAUUAUUUAAAAUUAUUAAUGCAAAACCAUUAACUGGUGAUCAUAUGGCUGGUGAGAAACAUGAAAUUAGAGGAAAUAUAAUGUUUGAUAACAUUAAAUUUACAUAUCCUGCAAGAAAAAAUCAAAUUGUUAUGGAUGGUUUACAUUUUAGUAUACAAAAAGGACAAACAGUUGCAUUAGUUGGUCCAUCUGGUUCUGGUAAAAGUACAACUAUUUCAAUGUUAGAACGUUUUUAUGAUCCAUCUAGUGGUGCUGUAAGAUUUGAUGGUAAAGAUCUUAAAACAUUAUCACUUUAUUAUUUGAGAACACAAAUGGCAUUAGUUGGACAGGAACCACGAUUAUUUUCUGGUACAAUAAAAGAAAAUAUUUGUUUUGGUUUAAAAAAUGUUUCACAAGAAAAAAUAGAUGAUGCAUUAGAAUUAUCUAAUUCUAAGAAUUUUAUUAGUUUAUUACCAGAUGGAAUUAAUACAGAAGUUGGUGAAAAAGGUUCAAAAUUAUCAGGAGGUCAAAAACAAAGAAUUGCUAUUGCAAGAGCACUUGUUCGUGAUCCAAAAAUUUUAUUACUUGAUGAAGCAACAUCAGCUCUUGAUUCUGAAUCUGAAAGAGCUGUUCAAGAUGCUUUAGAUAAAGCUAGAUUAAAUCGUACUUGUGUAACUAUUGCACAUAGAUUAUCAUCAAUUCAAAAUUCUGAUGUUAUUGUUUAUAUUGCUGAAGGACAAGUUAAAGAAUUUGGUACACAUAAUCAAUUGGUUGCUAAAAAAGGUUUAUAUUGGAAUCUUAUACAACAACAAAGUUUAUAA
Molecule: messenger RNA, 3975 nt
Organism: Strongyloides ratti
Lineage: Eukaryota; Metazoa; Nematoda; Chromadorea; Rhabditida; Strongyloididae
Product: LP14331p
Exons: 4
Coding region: 1-3975 (1324 amino acids)
Biological process (GO): transmembrane transport
Cellular component (GO): membrane
Molecular function (GO): ATP binding; ABC-type transporter activity; ATP hydrolysis activity
Source: RefSeq, a predicted model, not a curated record